Anthonomus grandis grandis is the source of this 6553-nucleotide messenger RNA. RefSeq names its product rho GTPase-activating protein 190 (gene RhoGAPp190). The coding region runs from base 406 to 5343 and encodes 1645 amino acids. The record is from RefSeq and is a predicted model, not a curated record. Gene Ontology annotation, biological process: signal transduction. Lineage: Eukaryota; Metazoa; Arthropoda; Insecta; Coleoptera; Curculionidae. The transcript is spliced from 2 exons.
CUAAAACGCCAGGUAAAAAUCCCUAGAGUUGCUAGCGAGCAAAUUCGUAGGAAGGUAAAGUUUUUGUAAUAAUGGCUUCUUUAUGGAAAAAAUUAGGCGGUGGGUGGUGAAAAAACUCGCGAUUUGUGACCGCCCGUGAGACUGACGGGUCCGCGUUAAAAGUGCGAAACGUUUUGAGCGGAAAUUCGCCCAUUUUCGCCGCGUUUCACACAAUUUCCAGUCAGGUGUUUGCUGCAGGAGCAGGAAGAAUGGACACAGCUCAAAAACAUCAGGACCCUUUGUAGCUGAACAAGGAGUUUUUAUUUUUUUGCCCUCUUAAGUAAAUUACGCAAUUUCACCUGUUUUGGAUCAAAUAGCAUGGAUCUAAAUUAAAGUACUUCAUCGAACGUCUUCAUCAACCAUAAGAUGGCGCGCAAAGGAGAUACAAUCCGCACCAUUAACGUGUCAAUUGUGGGCCUGUCGGGGGUGGAAAAAGACAAAGGACACGCAGGCGCCGGCAAGUCUUGCCUUUGCAAUCGCUUCAUUAGGCCCCACGCCGAAGAUUAUAACAUCGACCACAUUUCUGUACUGAGUCAAUCGGAUUUCAGCGGCAGAGUGGUCAAUAACGAUCAUUUUCUCUAUUGGGGUGAAGCAAUUAAGACAUUAGAUGACGGGACGGAUUAUCAGUUUAGUAUUGUGGAGCAAACGGAGUUUAUCGACGAUGCCAGUUUCCAGCCUUUCAAAGGGGGUAAAAUGGAACCUUACGUUAAACGCUGCACGGCGACAAAAUUAUCUUCUGCAGAAAAACUUAUGUACAUUUGCAAAAAUCAACUUGGUAUUGAGAAAGAAUACGAACAAAGAAUCCUUCCAGACGGUAGAAUGAGCAUAGACGGUUUUAUUUGUAUAUUUGAUGUUAGUGUAGUGCCGAGCAGGAGUAUCGAGAAGCAAGUUGACUUUUGUGCAGCAAUCUUAAACAAUAUUGUCAAAACUAAGAAGCCGGUAGUGAUGAUCACUACAAAAAACGACGAGGCCAACGAUAUGUACGUCCGCGAAGCACACAAAUUGGUCCAAAGGAGCGAGUACAAAGGAAACAUUCCUUUAAUAGAAAGUUCCGCGCAUGAAAAUGUCAAUAUAGAUUUAGGUUUUAUACUGCUGGCGCAGAUAAUUGAAAAAACUAAGGUUCGACUCAAGAUCCCCUCUUAUUCCGAAGCAGCUUUAGCUAGAAAAGAAAUAAUGGAUGCCGCUAGCGACUCUUUUAUGCGCCUCAUUAGGGUACACGUCACCGAUUGCCACGCCCUUUGGUCACAGACCCAAAAGAAACUUAAUAACCACAAAGAAUGGAUCAACUUCGUUCAGUUAUUUGGCCUAGAUGGCACGCAACGACUAUUUAAGCGCCAUAUCAAAAAGUUAAAAGACGAAAACACGGCAAAACAGGUCGCCAAGUACAUGGAAAUGCUGCCAGACGUCUUCCAUGACAUAUUCCCCGGUUAUAAUACGAUUCAGGACACUGAUUGGCCAAGUAUUCAAAAGUAUAUCAAAAACCAUCCAAAUUUUACACAAUAUUUCUUUGAAAGACCCGAAGAUAUGCCUUGGUCUGAAUGCGUGGGUUCGGACAGUGAUGAAACUAGAAUACCGUUCGAUGUUUUGAACACCAGCGAAGCAGAGACCGUCUUUAAAAAUCAUAUAAACGUUUUGCAACAAGAACAGAAACGUUUAGAGUAUAAAAAGCAGUUUAAGCAACUAUUAGAAGAUACAGGUUAUGUCACCCCUGGGAAACAUUUGAGUGAGGUGCGAGUGCUAUUUAUGGGCAGGGAAUGUUUCGAAACUUUAUCAGAGCACGACUGUCAGCAAAUAUAUGAUUCACACCAGAGGGAGCUCAUCGAACAUGCCAAACAUAAUUUCCAAGAGCUCCUACUUGAACAUGCCGAUCUGUUUUAUCAUUUUAAAAGCAUCGCCCCUACGGGCACCAUCACCCAAGAUGACAUUAAAGAAAUCACCGAUACGUUGCAGGAAGAUUUUAGAUAUAAAAUAUUAGAUAGGUUGGAUCAGGACAGGAAACUUACGCUGUUUCAGCAUUUAGGGUUCAUCCAUUACCCCAUCAGGGAGCAUUGUCCGGCCUUUCCAAACUGCAUGGAUUCUCUGAUAGAAAGAAUUCUGGCCACUAAGGCGCAUAGACCUUCGUCCUGGAACCACAGCAGCCAGUGGCUAAUGGGCUCCGAUAAUAAUCAAUUAAAUUUGUUAAUUUUGGGCUUCAAUAAUUUAGCCGAUAACCUUGCGGCAAAAAUAAGAGCCCAGUGCGACGACGACGAGUACGAAAUCGAUUGUCACUUUUACAGUUUGGAUUAUAGGAUUAUUAGCGGCGACGUGAGUUUGCCUCACAACUCUUUUAGGACCUCAGAUUUCGUGCCUCACGGUUCUUUUUGUGUUUACUCGAACGCAGAGUCUUUUGAGUAUAUUAGGGAGAGUUUGGAGAAGAAACUGCUGUCAAAUUUAGAGCAAGACGAUAAGCUUCCUUUUCAAGGCUUACCAAUCGUUUUAAUGUAUUUGCAAGAUCCCGGGACUGACGAAAAGGAAGUUUUGAGGCUAAAAGAAGAUGGGCAGAGCUUAGCAGACUCGCUGCAGUGUCCUUUUAUGGACGUUUCGUUGGACCAAACUAGUGAGGAGCAGCUAGUUUCGGAUGCUUUGCAUCAACUGAUGCAAUGCAUCCAACACAGAGCGGGUUUUAUGAACAUAAACCAGUCGGUUAUAGAGUGCGUGGAACCUGAUAUAAGGGUCAUUAUGUGCAUGUUUUGCGGGGAUCCUUACUCUGUAGAAAACGUUUUAUCGCCUCUAUUAAACCACCAGUUUUGCUUUCUCUCGUCACCUCAUAGCGUAAUUUUAGAAACGUUUCUGGGAGAUUCUAAACGGAAAGUCGAAGUAAUAGUUUCAUCAUUCCAUGGCGCCAAUGCAUUCCGUGACGAGUUAGUCCACGGGUUCAUUCUCGUCUAUUCCACGAAGAGAAAAGCCUCGCUCGCCACCCUUAACGCUUUCUCAAUGAACAUUCCCAACUUGCCGAUUCAGAUACUGGCCGUUACGGAUUCUGGAAGCGCAACAGCGUUCUUUAACGACGACAUGAGUCAGAUGCUAAUCACUGAAGGGAAUGCGACCGCUGAUAGACUCGGAGCACAUUUCAUGACCUCCUCUGCUGCCAUGCAACCCAAAACCGCAUUCUUCACGCCGUUCUUUAAGGAAGUGUGGGAGAAGAAACCGGAAAUUGAGCAAGCGUUUCAUAUGGAGGAACCCUCGGGAUUGGACAGCGGAGAAGGAACCUUGGAAAGAUCAAGGUCCAUCGGAAGACACGGUCCCAUGCCCCCUCCCAGAAACGAAAGUUACUAUCUUAAAUUGGGUAAUGAGGGGAGCGAAAGUGAGAAUUUCGAUCUGAGCGGUCCGGAUGAUAAGCUAAGUUCGAGCGAUCACAGCGAUCGGUUUUCAAGCAUCUACAUGUACGGAAGCGAGGGUUCGAUGGGUAAAAAACGACACAACCAUUCCGGGUUGCAGGUUUACCCGCCACCGGCCACUCCUCCCGAGCCCGCCCCACCUGACAAUAUCGGCUCCAGAUAUUCCAAAAAGUCCCUCAUGUCAUCGCAAACGAGUUUGGAAGAUGUCACAUACGGAGAUCCCCCAAUGUCAAUACCAGGCAGCGCGUGGAGCAACUAUCAACAGCACGCCUUCACUACUGGCAGAAGACAUAUUCCGCUAUCGAAAUCUCGUUCCAAAGGCAUCUCCCAAACUCUCAAACAACCCGGAAAGCUUAACAUGAAGAAUUACUCAGCUGUGACAGAAGCCAUUGCAAGGAUGAACAUGAACGACGCGAAUUUCGGCAACGCCCCUCUUGCCACCCCCGAGCCGGUAGAUUUAGGAUGCGAAUACGCCCAAGUGAAGGAUAUGGUACACAACAUGUAUCCACCCGAGUCCGAGUAUAUGUACACUUUGGUGCAGGACGCCAUCAGUGGAAAAAGUAAACUUAGACAAAGACGGGAGAAGGGACAACCGACUUAUUCGGACACGGAUAGCGAGUGGUCGAGCCUAGAGCGUCGACAAAGAGCCAGCGAGGUUUAUUCGAAAGUAAACAGAAAGGGAGGCACGCAUAAAAGACAGAGAAAGAAACGCACUGCAAUACCGGUACAACCCCCAAGGGUGCCGCUAGGAGCGUUCACUAUGCCCUCCAUGCAUUCCCCUUCGAUAGAAGGUGAUGAUAAAGCAAACCUCCCGACCGAGUCUAAUUCAGACUCGUCAGAAGCCAGUGAACCGGAAAUACCGUUUGCGUCGGCCAAUAUCAGCGAUAUCCGUAUGAAAUUCGCGCAGAAAAGAAGCCAAAGCUUAAAGAAACGGAUGCACGACUUGCCAAACGCCCAUAACUUCAACAUGCUUAACUCGUUGGAUCUGUACACGGGACAGGGUAACCCGUACGCCCUUAUGCACGACGAUGAAUCGAGCCUGGACGUUUCAUCUCCGCGAGAUAAUAAUUCUCCGAUGUUUGGGGUGUUUCCAAGGACGAAAGAGACUGAUAUAGAAAAACUGUUGAAAAAACGCGAGAAACAGAAAGCAAAGGAUGAUUCCAAGUUGGAGAAGAGGCGACUUAAGGAGGAAAAACUGAGAAAAGUUGCUGAAGAAAAGGAUAGAAAGAAACAGCAAAAAACUAGCAAGAAGGCCGCUGUACUGCCCAGUGGCGUGCCAUCGAAGUUAACCGAUUACAUUCAAGGGGAUAAGAACUACAUUCCGAUCUUUAUGGAAAAAUGCGUCAAGUUUAUCGAAGCGGAAGGCUUAGACUCCGAGGGUAUCUACAGGGUACCAGGUAAUAGAGCCCACGUGGAUUUACUGUUCUUAAAAUUCGAAGAAGAUUCUAAUGUGGAUAUUCACGAGUUAGAUAUACCAGUUAAUGCGGUAGCCACUGCUUUGAAGGACUUUGUUUCGAAGCGUCUGCCUCCACUUUUCGACGAAAAAGCGGUCCAAGAGUUAAACGAGGAGAUAACCGGCACCAGAAUGAAACCCAUGGUUACAACAACCGGGAACAUGGAGGGAAGAGGUGACAAGAGCUGUCGCCUAUACAGAUUAAAACAAACCUUAGAAAGAUUACCUGCCAUUAACUUUGCCAUAUUGAAAUUUAUGUUCCAACACUUUGUAAAAAUCACCGAAAACGCCAAGCUGAACAGUAUGGAUUCGAAAAAUAUGGCGAUAUGCUGGUGGCCCACCUUAUUGCCUAUAGAGUUCAGCGAUAUGGGACGGUUCGAGCAGAUGCGCCCUUAUUUGGAAGACAUCGUCCAAACAAUGAUCGAUCAACAUCCGUUCUUGUUUUGCGGUAAAGAUGCUUUGGUGAUGGUUUAACUUUUUCAUGGAAAUUUAAGCGGAGACUAACAGAUAUUUUUUGACGCGCCCGUACGUAGAUUUUUAUACCCAGUGAGAAGGAAUAUUUUUUACGCUGUGAUGGAGAGAGUUUGAGGGACAAAAAAUUAAUUAAUAUCAACGCACAACUUGCUUCGACAAGGUUCGGUAUAGGCCGAUAGUCGGCCUCUUUGUUACAAUUUUUAUUGGCCGCCUUAAUAUGGCACAGUUAAGUAGAGUUCCCUAACUUAGGCAGCUUCGACUUAUAAUAAUAUCGUCUUUGUAUUUUUGCAUUUACAUGAUAAGCAAAAAACCUGCUCUCUGGUGUGUGGGAGGGAGGGAUUCUCGUAGACCGUAGAUUAAUAAAUGUUGUAUCUUUCAAAAUGUCAACGAGCAAGGCCCCGCGUGGCCUCUGUCCAUUUUUCGUAUAAUUAUAUAUGUCCUUGUAUGUAAUUUUAAACAAAAAAAAGAAAAAUAUUAAACUUGUGUGGUUCCAUGUUACGAAAAGUACCCAAAAAGCUUUAAAGUUUUUAAAAUAUAAACGUAGAUGUAAUUUAAUAUUGUACGCGAUCCCGAGGUGUUUUUUAGUAGAUAUUGUCGGUGUUCUGUGGAGUUUUUUAGCUUCUCGUGGUCGACUGAUUUGACGCACUGUGUUUCUCUGUAUUUGAAUGUGGAUAUACAUGGGGUUCCCUCUUGUUUUGAUAAUCGAGUGCAAUGGUCUAAAAACGCGUAUUUUAUAGAAAUAAUUAAGCUUUACUUAUUGUGCCAUACAAAGUAUUUCAAUUACCCUGAAACAAAGUGCAUUAAAUAUAGACAUACAUUUGAAAACAUUACAUAAGACAAUAAAUGUGAUAUGACCCUCUUCUUGUAAUACUAUGUUGCCAUUUAAAUCAACUGGGUGUUAAAAAAACGAAAAUUUUAUAAUUGCACACUGUUUUUUUUUUUUUAAUGGAUUUUUUGCAUUAUAUUAAUGCUGGCCAAAAGAUUAGUGGGGAAAAAAGUAAGGCCUAAAAGUAAAAGGCUGAGUUAGGUUUUUAACAGUAUUAAGUUAUAUUAAAUUAGUCGCAUAGAGCCAGCGAAAUAUUGUGCAAUUAAUUUUUUAAAUAUUUAGCUUGGAGUGCCAAGUAAAGUCUAAUAAUAUGUAAUAGUAACAGAUCAAAUUGUGUUUUUUUUGUAACAAAAUGCUUUUGUGAUAUAUAUCAGAUAGCUCAUG